AUGACACCAAUUAAGAAGGAUCCCAAUUCACAAGCAAACCACCUUGUCUUUACGACUACGCACACUGAUAUCAACCUGACCUUGUCGUUUCCCACUUCGUCGUUAUCCGGGGAUGUUACUUUGACAUUGAAAGCUACUGAGGAUACGUUGGAGGAUGUGGUUUUGGAUACAAGCUAUUUGGAUGUGAAGAGUGUGUGUGUUGAUGGAGAUAAAGCAACAUUUGACGUCUCAGAGAGAGUGGAGCCUUACGGGAGUGCUGUGACAAUCAAUACUGGGAAGGAAGUGAAAGAAGGCCAAUGCGUCAAAGUGAAGAUCUCUUACGGUACCACUGAUAAGUGCACCGCUUUGCAAUGGAUGACACCUGAGCAAACAUCUAAUAAGAAGCACCCUUACAUGUUCUCACAAUGCCAGGCAAUUCAUGCCCGUUCUCUGUAUCCUUGCCAAGACACACCAGCUGUCAAAUCCCCCUUCGAUAUCAAGAUUCGUUCUCCCCUUCCAGUCCUUACUUCUGGUCUGCCAACGGGAACCCACGAGUUCAUUGCCGGGAAAUCUAAAGACGAAGCUGGAACUCUUGCGUACACAUCGCACCAACCUAUUCCAAUUCCAUCGUACCUUUUUGCCAUUGCGUCAGGAGAUAUUGCAUCAGCCUCCAUUGGCCCUCGGUCAUUGGUCUACACAGGUCCUGAAGAGCUUUUAGCUUGCAAGACGGAGCUUGAGGGUGACAUGGAGAGGUUUAUGGAAGCUGCAGAGUCACUCGUGUACCCUUACCCGUGGACUACUUACAACGUUUUGAUCCUCCCUCCCAGUUUCCCGUACGGAGGUAUGGAGAACCCAACACAUACCUUCGCAACACCAACAAUUAUCUCGGGUGAUAAAUCUAACAUCGAUGUAAUUGCCCAUGAACUUUCCCAUUCUUGGUCUGGGAACCUAGUUUCCAAUGCAAGUUGGGAACAUUUCUGGCUGAACGAGGGAUGGACUACCUACCUCGAGAGACGUAUCGGGGGUAUUCUUCAUGGUGACAAAGAGUUUCAUUUCUCUGCGAUUAUCGGAUGGAAGGCUUUAAAGGAAAGUGUGCAACUCUAUGGAGAGGAUCAUGGAUUUACGAAGCUGGUGGUGGACUUGGAAGGGAAGGAUCCGGAUGACGCCUUCUCUAGUAUUCCGUAUGAGAAGGGAUUCAACUUCCUAUUUUUCCUCGACAGAGUGGUAGGGAGGGCAAAAUGGGACAAAUUUAUUCCACAUUAUUUCAAAAAGUUCCACCAGAAAUCAUUGACCUCAGAGGACUUCAAAUCAACAUUAUUGGAGUUUUUUGCAUCCGACGCUGAAGCUUCUGCGGCACUUGAAAAGGAAGUGGACUGGGAGAAAUGGUUCCACGCGCCUGGCCUUCCACCAAAGCCUGACUUUGACACUUCGCUUGCCGAUGUCUGCUAUAACCUCGCGGAUAAAUGGCAGGGUCUAAAUACCGAUUCAUCGCCAUCUGGGGGCUGGACUCCCGGUCCCAAGGAUAUCGAAUCUUGGACAUCUGGACAGAUCGUCGUUUUCCUUGAAAAAAUCACAGACUUUGAGAAACCGCUAAAAACGGAACUUGUCGAAACGAUGAUAAAUCAGUAUGGAUUCAUGAAGAGUAAGAAUGCGGAGAUUCUGAGUCGAAUGUUGAUAGUCGGGCUCAAGGCAAAGGACCCAAAGUUAUUUCAGCCUGCAGCAGAAGCUUUAGGUCUAACCUUUUGUGAUGUUGCAACAACAACACGCGUCGACCAGGCUCAGAGACUGACCUUUGCAUCGUCUUUGUUCAAUUGCCCAUCCACCGAAUCCUUGCUGCCGUUAUCUGAUCCUACUCCUACAGCCCCUGUCGCUCCAUUAGCAGAAACAAUGGAUGUAGAAGCUUCCGAUCUUACGGGCGACUUGUUCGGCGAGACACCAGCGGAGGCGGAAGAAACCGAGAAGGAAGAGAAAAAAGAGGACGAGGAUGGUGAUGGAGACGGCGAAGGCGACGUCGAGGAAAAGUUCGAGGAGGGGAACGAAGAGGGCGGGGAAUCGAGCAUGGCGCUAGCAGUCGUUGUCGACAAUUCCGCAAACGAGGUUGUUCCUGAAAAGAAGGAACUGACUUUCAUUGACUAUCUUUCUUCAUCCAUUGUAACCAUCACCGUCGGAGAUGCUGUCCUCAAGGCUCAUCUUGCGCUCCUUCAGCGCAGCCCAUACUUCGAUAACUCCCUCACCGUCGAUAGCCUCAAAGAUGAGAACCUCGAUGCUGUUGGUUGCUUCCUGCAGUAUCUCUACACGAACGAGUACACCCCCCGUCUCGUCUUCAACAAGAACGCAUCCGAGUUGGUGCUGGAGGUGGUUUCCCCGGAUGAAAUUGAUGAAGAUGGGAGCCAUCUGUUGAAGCAUGCGAGGGUAUAUACACUCGCCGAUAAGCUAGGCAUGGAGGAGCUCAAGACAUUGGCGCACAGCAAGAUUCACAGGAUCAAUUCUACCGCUAAGGGCGAGCUUGAGUAUGCUAGGUUCGUGUAUGCGAAUACACCAAAGGAGGACAAGACUAUUAGAAACCCUAUCGCAACUUUCUGGGCCCAUAGAAGCCAUGUCCUACGUCACGAGGCUGAGAGGGAAUUCAUGGGAAUGAUUCUUGAGUUCCCGCAAUUCGCCUACGACAUACUCUCCAUGGUGCUUGACCAGAAGGAAAAGGCCAAGGAUCAUAAGGGUGGGAGGGCCAUUGAGCGUGAGGAACGCGAAGGAACAACCCUAACUGAGAUGGGACCGCCCGCCCCCGAGAAGAGACCAGGAAGCAGCCGCAAGAGGCCAAGGACCUCAUCAGUUAUGUAG
Molecule: messenger RNA, 2817 nt
Organism: Morchella importuna
Lineage: Eukaryota; Fungi; Ascomycota; Pezizomycetes; Pezizales; Morchellaceae
Exons: 8
Coding region: 1-2817 (938 amino acids)
Biological process (GO): proteolysis
Cellular component (GO): cytosol
Molecular function (GO): metallopeptidase activity; aminopeptidase activity; epoxide hydrolase activity
Source: RefSeq, a predicted model, not a curated record